Pneumocystis carinii B80 is the source of this 1008-nucleotide messenger RNA. RefSeq lists its product as hypothetical. The record is from RefSeq and is a predicted model, not a curated record. The transcript has a single exon. NCBI's taxonomy places the organism in Eukaryota, Fungi, Ascomycota, Pneumocystomycetes, Pneumocystales, Pneumocystaceae. The coding region runs from base 42 to 962 and encodes 306 amino acids.
GAUAAGGUUGAAACAAGCAAAUAAUAGAUUUUGGUAAAAAUAUGGUAGAAGAAAUAGGAUUUUCUGGAGAAUCUAUUGCUUCUAGCUCAGUUUUGAUCAAUAAGAUGAAUUCUACGGCGAAAGAAGGGCCAAAAUCGGCUGAAUAUAAGGGAAAUAAUGGCCUAUUAAAAUUAACUACUUCUGAUCCAGAAUUACUGGUUAAUGUUGAACGAAAUAACAUGAUGGAAAAGAUCCGUCAAGAGAAUCGUGAACGUAAAAAACGUUGGCGUCAAGCAAAUGAAGAUCGUAAUAAAGAUAAUGAUCUUCGUUGUAGAGUUAAUAAACGUGCUCAUAAAUUAUAUGGUAAAGAACAUUCUCUUGCAAAAUCAAAAUGGAUAGAGGACGAGUUUUUAAGGCGACAGUUAAAACGAAAAGAUAGAGAACGUAAACGUUUUCUUGAAUCACAUAUUAUAACUUCAAAUCGUGAUAUUACUAAUACUGGUUUUAAUGCCGUCGAAUUCUCUCAAACAUUUCUUACUAAUCUUUUUCAAAAUCUCGUUUCUUUCAAUCAUACUAUUCCUUUUUCUUUUCGAUCAGCUCUUUUUUCUUUUUCUACAAAUCCAAACUUUCUCAAAAUUAUCACUACUCUUUUCGCUUCUCUUACCGACAACAUUUCUUCACCUUCUCAAACACAAUCUCCUCUUCAAAUCACUCAUUCUAUCGACAACACUUCUCAACUUUAUCGCUCUCUUUUAUUCAAUCUUUUACCUUCCAACAACGAUCCUUUUUUUUUUUCGUCUUCAAGCAUAAUUCUUCCUUCUCAAAACACACAAAACACUUUCAAUACUAACCAAUCUAGUUCCGAUUCAUUCUAUUCUUUGUCUUCUGAUCAUUCUCUUCCUUCAUUCACUUAUAGGUCUUCUGAUCAUAUCUCUUCUAUGGGUUAUCCACCGGCUCCUGCUGAUUUUACUGGACAACAAUAAUCUGUUUAGCAUUUCUUUUAUACAUUUUUUUUUCACCUCUAUUUUC